This is a messenger RNA of Arachis duranensis, 2924 nucleotides long. Its product is annotated as probable transmembrane GTPase FZO-like, chloroplastic. Lineage: Eukaryota; Viridiplantae; Streptophyta; Magnoliopsida; Fabales; Fabaceae. The transcript has 11 exons. Gene Ontology annotation, molecular function: GTP binding. The coding region runs from base 146 to 2917 and encodes 923 amino acids. Gene Ontology annotation, biological process: thylakoid membrane organization. The record is from RefSeq and is a predicted model, not a curated record. Gene Ontology annotation, cellular component: chloroplast membrane.
CCAUAAACUCUUCCCCGAUAACCCAAUCUCUCUCUCUCUCUCUCUCUCUCUUUCUCUCUCUCAUACUUUCUAGUUUCUACACAGAUUCACUCAUUCACACAUUCAACUGAACCUCCUCUAACAAAAAGAUUCCUCCGCCAUAUCCAUGGUGCCCGUCAUUUUCACCCAGCGCACCUCCAUCACCACCACGCCUUACGCCUCCUCCUCUUAUUCUUCUUCACACUUCACCCCUCGCUUCCUCACUCUUCCCCGCACUCACCACACUCCUUCAUGCUCAAUUUCCAAUAAUGCCCCUGACCAGUCCACCAAUCCGCAAAAGCAACUUCUCCGCUCGCAGCAACAACCACGGACGCUGUUUCCCGGUGGCUACAAGAGGCCAGAACUCAAGGUCCCCACGCUGGUUCUCCAGCUUCGAACCGACGAAGUGUUCGAUUCAAAUGCCUUGGAUCUGGUGGACAAGGCCGUUUCCAAGUUCGUUGGAGUUGUUGUGCUCUCUGCCGCCGGCGACGAUAGCGGUGGCAGGCUUUAUGAGGCUGCUUGCGUCUUGAAGAAUCUUCUUAGAGAACGCGCCUACUUGCUCGUCUCUGAGCGUGUCGAUAUCGCUGCCGCUGCUGGUGCUACCGGAGUUCUCCUCUCCGAUAAAGGUCUUCCCACUGUUGUUGCUAGGAAUACUAUGUUGGAUUCGAAAUCUGAAUCGGUGGUACUUCCCUUGGUAGCUAGGAUCGUCCAAACAAUAGAUGCUGCAGUGAAUGCAACGAAAUCCGAAGGUGCUGAUUUUCUUAUAUAUGGUAGUGUUGAUCCGAAAGAUCUUAGCAAGGAAGUCAAUUCUGUGUGUGAAAAAGUGAAGAUACCUAUUUUUGUCUCGUGGAAUUUGCAUGGAGACAGGAUGUCUUAUGCUGAGGCUUCAAGUUUACUUGCUUCUGGUGGUAGUGGUUUUGUGACUACUUUGGAAGGUUUUAGUUUGUUAGAUGAUGAUUUCCUGCGCAAACUAUUUGACAUGCAGUAUGCUAAUGAUAAGAUAACACUGGAUGGUGUUUCUGGCAUUUUGAAUAAGCAUACAUUGUCGAGCAUGGAUACUGAUCUUCACAGUGAAGCGGAGGUUGUGGCUGGGUUCAUUAAAUUGGAGGAUAAGGAGAAACAGUUAAUAGAAACAGAGAAAUUGGUGUUGAAUGAAGCUAUAGAAGUUAUAAAAAAGGCUGCACCACUGAUGGAAGAGGUUUCACUUCUUAAUGAUGCAGUUUCUCAAAUUGACGAGCCAUUCUUACUGGUUAUAGUGGGUGAAUUCAACUCCGGUAAAUCUACUGUGAUUAAUGCACUUCUUGGGGAAAGAUACCUGAAAGAGGGAGUUGUUCCCACUACUAAUGAGAUCACAUUUUUACGAUACACUGACGUGGAUAUUGAACAACAACGAUGUGAAAGACAUCCAGAUGGUCAAUUCAUAUGCUAUCUUGCUGCUCCAAUUCUUAAAGAAAUGACAAUUGUUGAUACACCUGGAACUAAUGUGAUUCUUCAGAGGCAACAACGUCUCACAGAGGAAUUCGUACCACGUGCUGACUUGCUUCUGUUUGUUAUUUCUGCCGAUCGUCCUUUAACUGGAAGUGAGAUUACGUUUCUUCGUUAUUCUCAGCAGUGGAAAAAGAAAGUGGUCUUUGUUUUGAACAAAGCUGACAUAUAUCAGAAUGCCCGUGAGCUUGAGGAGGCGAUGUCCUUUGUUAAGGACAAUGUACAGAGAUUGCUUAAUACUGAAGAUGUGAUAUUGUAUCCAGUAUCUGCUCGGUCUGCUCUUGAAGAAAAACUUACUGCUAAGUCUAAUGUUGGGAAGCUUAAUGAUUUGUCUAGUUCCGGUUCUCACAAUGGUGCCAGCAGCUUUGAUGAGCUUGAAAAGUUCUUGUUUAGCUUUUUGGAUGGGUCAACAAUCCCUGGGAUGAAUAGAAUGAGGCUCAAGCUUGAAACACCUGUUGGAAUUGCAGAGAGACUAAUUUCAUCGUGUCAAACACUUGUGACACAAGAUUGCCGAUAUGCCAAGCAGGACUUAGCUGCAGUGAAUGAUAUUGUUAAUAGUGUAAAUGAAUUUGCAAUGGAUAUGGAAACUGAGAGCGUUUCUUGGAGGAGACAAACUUCAUCUUUGGUUGAGACUACAAAAUCACGUGUUGUGGAGCUCAUUGAAGCUACUCUACUAUUGUCAAAUCUUGAUAUUGUUGCUUCAUAUACUUUCAAAGGAGAAAAAUCUACAAUGCCUGCAACAUCAAGAAUCCAGAAUGACAUACUUGGUCCUGCUGUUUCAGCUACUCAGAAUUUACUUGGAGAAUAUGAAAACUGGUUACGUACCAAAAGUACCCAACAAGGGAGAUUAUACAAGGAAUCUUUUGAAAAACGAUGGCCAACUUUGAACCACGAAAAUAGUGAAAUUGAGAAGAAUGAGUCAUUAAAGAAAGUGGAUCAAGCUGGGAGUCAGGUGAUUGACGGCUUCAGCAGCAGUGCAGCUUCAAAGUCAUUUGAGCAAGAAGUUCGUGAGAUGUUUUUAUCGACUUUUGGUGGAGUGGGUGUGGCUGGUGUAUCUGCUUCGCUACUGACAUCUGUGUUACCAACAACACUGGAAGAUCUUCUUGCUCUUGGCAUUUGUUCUGCUGGCGGGUAUCUUGCUAUAUCAAAUUUCCCAAGGCGCAGACAGAGUGUGAUAGAUAAAGUGAAAGCAACAGCAGAGAAGUUGGCAUCUGAGCUUGAAGAGGCCAUGAAGAAAGAUUUCAAUGAAGCCAUGGAAAAUUUGAACAAUUAUGUGAAAAUCCUUGGUAAGCCUUACCAAGAUCAAGCACAGAAUAGACUUAACAUGCUUCUAGAGAUUCAAGAGGAACUAUCGAAUGUUGAAAAAAAACUUAGAACAUUACAAGUUGAAAUUCAAAAUCUUCAUGUCUCAUGACUUUGAA